AACCUAACCUAAAAAAGUAAAUAGGAAAUUCCAAUUCCGCACCUGGAUCUGCUUGAUAAGGUCUGAAAAGACCGCAGUGCUGUGAUCUCUUUGGUAUUUCCACAUACUUUAAUUUUUUUUCUUAUCUUACACACCUUGUGACCCUUUAGAAAAUAUAAAGUCAUUACAUGUAUCGUUAAAUCGUGACCAAUUUUUACAGCCGUGUGUCGUGUCAUAAACUCCACCACUGUUCGAUCAGUAGCAGUCCACACAUACCUCUUUUCUAAUUUGGAUUAGGGAUUGACUGAGAAAUUAUGGCCACUAUCUUGGAAAAAAUUGCGGCCAUUGAGGCCGAGAUGGCUCGAACGCAAAAAAACAAAGCCACCUCUGGUCAUCUUGGACUCUUGAAAGCAAAAUUAGCAAAACUCAGGCGUGAAUUGAUAACUCCCAAAGGUGGCGGCGGGGGUCCAGGUGAAGGUUUUGACGUUGCAAAAACAGGAGAUGCUAGAAUUGGUUUUGUAGGUUUUCCCUCUGUUGGAAAGUCAACCCUUCUGAGUAACCUCGCAGGUGUCUACUCCGAAGUUGCAGCCUAUGAAUUCACAACUUUAACCACAGUUCCUGGAUGCAUCAAGUAUAAAGGCGCCAAGAUUCAGUUAUUGGAUUUACCCGGUAUCAUUGAAGGAGCAAAGGACGGGAAAGGUCGAGGACGGCAAGUCAUUGCUGUUGCCAGAACUUGCUCUCUCAUCUUUAUUGUGUUGGAUGUACUAAAACCUCUCGGUCACAAGAAGAUUCUUGAGCAUGAAUUGGAGGGUUUUGGACUUCGAUUAAACAAACAGCCUCCAAAUAUAGUUUUCAGGAAAAAAGACAAAGGAGGAGUUAACCUUCAAUGCAUGGUAACUCAAUCAGAACUUGAUUUGGACACAGUAAAAUCAAUCUUAGCUGAAUAUAAAAUACAUAAUGCUGAUAUUACUUUGCGGUAUGAUGCAACAGCAGAUGAUCUUAUUGAUGUUAUUGAAGGCAAUCGUAUUUAUGUUCCCUGUAUAUAUUUGCUGAAUAAAAUCGAUCAAAUCAGCAUAGAAGAGUUAGAUGUAAUUUACAAAAUUCCUCACUGUGUCCCCAUUUCUGCCCAUCAUAAAUGGAACUUUGAUGACCUACUGGAGAAAAUGUGGGAGUACCUAAAACUGGUUCGAAUUUAUACAAAACCCAAAGGACAGUUGCCUGAUUAUCAGUCUCCGAUUGUGCUACACUCAGAUCGACGAAGUGUUGAGGACUUCUGUAACAAAUUGCAUCGCACAAUCGCUAAGGAAUUCAAAUAUGCCCUCGUCUGGGGAUCAUCUGUCAAACAUAUGCCACAAAAAGUUGGAAAGGAUCACGUUCUGAACGAUGAGGAUGUCGUCCAAAUUGUUAAAAAGAUAUGAAGAAGCCUCCUUUUGUAUGUAUCGAUGUUAUUUUUGAAGCUAAUUUUGUGAUUAAACGUGACUUUUUUUCUUAUUU
Messenger RNA from Bemisia tabaci, 1473 nucleotides. It is a transcript of the gene 128up, whose product is annotated as GTP-binding protein 128up. Gene Ontology annotation, molecular function: GTP binding; GTPase activity. Lineage: Eukaryota; Metazoa; Arthropoda; Insecta; Hemiptera; Aleyrodidae. The record is from RefSeq and is a predicted model, not a curated record.